Caenorhabditis remanei is the source of this 702-nucleotide messenger RNA. RefSeq lists its product as uncharacterized. NCBI's taxonomy places the organism in Eukaryota, Metazoa, Nematoda, Chromadorea, Rhabditida, Rhabditidae. The transcript has 7 exons. The coding region runs from base 1 to 702 and encodes 233 amino acids. The record is from RefSeq and is a predicted model, not a curated record.
AUGGGAGGCUUUUAUUCGAGACAAGAAUUGGAUACAAGUUCAACGGAGCAGAGAGAAAGCGCAAAAAAAGAAAAAGUAUCUCAAGAAGAGAAAAAGAACACCGAGGGUUCUGACUGUGGACUCCACAUGAAUCCACAUGGAACGUUCAACGGCUGCCAUUUUACAAUCAACAAUGGUUCUAAAGACAUUACAAAUCAGGAGGAAUCACCCAAUCGGCGAAGAAACCGAUUUGACGUUCCAGUAAAUCCUGUCAACAACUGGGAUUACGACUCGUUCAGAAAUGAGAUUCAAAUAGGAGAAGAAAUGAUGACGGCACAAGAGAACAUAGAUGAAAUUAUUCAGAAUACUCUAAUUAAUCGUCCGCUUGAUGUAGAUUUGGAAUCUAUGAGGUUGGAUUCGAGUAUGAUGUUGGAAGCGAAUCAUUUCGAUGGAAUUGAACAAGCGAGAGGACUGGAAUCAAGAGCGAGCAUCGUUCGAAAUCCAACUGGUGAUGGAUUAGGACUUGAGAUGGAUGAGAAUCUGCAAAGUUUCGUCGUCGAGCGAAUUACGUUGGACGAGGUUCUAUUACUGGUGGUGUUAGCUACUCGAAAUAUCCGACAUAAUGGAAAGAUGCUCUGCAAGACAAAGAUCUGGUAUGUGAAGCUAGCGAAUGCGGAACCACUCGGAAAAUUCUCAAAAAGAAAUUUAACGCCGACGCCGUAA